Messenger RNA from Ctenopharyngodon idella (grass carp), 2820 nucleotides. It is a transcript of the gene tyr, whose product is annotated as tyrosinase. The transcript is spliced from 5 exons. The record is from RefSeq and is a predicted model, not a curated record. Bases 365 to 1975 code for a protein of 536 amino acids. Gene Ontology annotation, molecular function: tyrosinase activity. Lineage: Eukaryota; Metazoa; Chordata; Actinopteri; Cypriniformes; Xenocyprididae. Gene Ontology annotation, biological process: melanin biosynthetic process; pigmentation.
UUUUCGACUCAGCAACAGGUUGUUGGCGUAAACACAAAAGUAAAACCUUAUUAACUGUGUUGACUUUGCUAAUUUCUACUGGUUAUUGAGUUAAAAUGGAUGAUCUUUAAUGAAAGGAGUUUCUUCCCGAACUGUAAAUGAAAUGAUCUCACGCUCGACUCGACCACAAGCAUUCCUCAGAGUCCCGAGACUGAACACGAGCGGGGGUCACCGAUUUUAUCCCUAGCAUGUGAUACGGGGGUUGUAAGAGUGUGUGUGUGUGUGUAGUGUAGAAAGGAGGGACACAAAGCAGUGUGUGCAGAGAAAGAGAGCUGGAUGAAGUUUUCCGUGUCUAAUGCAUCUCACUCUCUUUCAGUAGCUCAUCAUGUCUUUCGCUCUGCUUGUGUUCGUCUUCAUUCAGUUCUUCAGUCAGUCUCUCCAGCAGUUUCCUCGGCCCUGCACCACACCGGACGUCCUGCAGAGCAAGCGCUGCUGUCCAGUUUGGCCGGGCGACGGUUCGGUGUGCGGAUCCCUUUCGGGUCGAGGCUUCUGCCAGGAUGUCACGGUCUCCGACCUUCCCAACGGGCCGCAGUUCCCUCAUUCAGACGUGGACGACCGCGAACGCUGGCCUCUGGUGUUUUACAACCAAACCUGCCAGUGCGCCGGCAACUACAUGGGGUUCAACUGCGGCGAGUGCAAGUUCGGUUACUUCGGCGCCAACUGCGGGGAAAGACGGGAGUCUGUUCGCAGAAACAUCUUCCAGUUGUCCAUGUCCGAACAGCAGCGGUUCAUCUCAUACCUAAAUCUCGCGAAGACCACCAUCAGCCCCGAUUACAUGAUCGUGACUGGCACGUACGCGCAGAUGAACAAUGGCUCGACGCCCAUGUUCGCAAACAUCAGCGUGUACGACCUGUUCGUGUGGAUGCACUAUUACGUGUCCCGUGACGCGCUGCUCGGGGGUCCCGGGAACGUGUGGGCCGACAUUGAUUUUGCGCACGAGUCGGCCGCUUUCCUGCCCUGGCACCGAGUUUACCUGCUGUUCUGGGAGCACGAGAUCCGGAAGCUGACCGGUGACUUUAACUUUACUAUCCCGUACUGGGACUGGCGCGACGCGCAGGACUGUCAGGUGUGCACGGACGAGCUGAUGGGGGCCCGCAGUCCUCUCAGCCCCAACCUGAUCAGCCCGUCCUCGGUGUUCUCCUCCUGGAAGGUGAUCUGUUCUCAACCUGAAGACUACAACCUCCGCGAGGUUUUGUGUGACGGGUCACCAGAGGGACCGUUACUGCGCAACCCAGGUAACCAUGACCGAAACCGUGUCCCGCGGCUACCCACCUCCGCAGACGUGGAGUCAGUACUGAGCCUGACGGAGUACGAGACGGGGCUGAUGGACAGACGGGCCAACAUGAGCUUCAGGAACGCUCUGGAAGGUUUUGCAAGUCCCGAGACGGGGUUGGCAGUAACAGGUCGGAGUUUGAUGCACAACUCCUUACACGUCUUCAUGAACGGAUCCAUGUCUUCAGUGCAGGGGUCUGCCAACGACCCCAUUUUUCUUUUACAUCAUGCCUUUAUUGACAGCAUCUUUGAGCAAUGGCUGAGGAGACACCAGCCUCCCCGCACACACUACCCAACCGCUAACGCCCCGAUCGGGCACAACGACGGCUAUUAUAUGGUCCCCUUCAUCCCUCUGUACAGAAACGGAGAUUAUUUCCUCUCGACUAAAGCUCUGGGAUAUGAAUAUGCAUAUUUACUGGACCCAAGUCAGCGGUUUAUGCAGGAGUUUUUGACGCCUUAUCUUCAGCAAGCUCAGCAGAUCUGGCGCUGGCUGCUGGCAGCAGGGAUCCUGGGUGCGGUUGUGGCGGGAAUUAUCGCUACUAUUAUCGCCGUGGCGUGUAGAAGGAGGACAAAGAGGCGAAAGGCGUCGGGAUACGGGGAGAGACAGCCGCUCCUGAACAGCAGCGAAGAGGAGGGUUCAACUUCAUACCAGACUACACUGUGAACCAGCGACGACAGACACACUGUACCGACAGGAAAGACGCAACUGCCAGUUAUCCAGGUCAUGUGACACAUGAGUCCAGAUCUCGCCUCUCAACCUCGAGUUUACUCAUGUUAAAAUUAAUAUUUUUAUUCAGCAAGGAUGCUUUAAAUUGAUCAAAAUUGACAGUAAAUACAUUUAUAAUGUUACAAAAAGUCUAAUAAAAACUGUUCUUUUAAACUUUUUACUCAGCAAAGAAUCCUAAAAAUUAUAAUGUAUCAAGGUUUCCACAAAAAAUAUGAAGCAGCUCAACUGUUUUCAACACUGAUAAUAAUCAGAAAUGUUUCUUGAGCAGCAAAUCAGCAUAGCAGAAUGAUUUCUGAAGGAUCUGGAUUAAUGAUGCUGAUGCAGCUUUGCAUCACAGUAAUAAAUUAUAUUUUAAAAUAUAGAAAAGAGUUAUUUUAUAUUGUAAUAAUUUCACAAUAUUACUGUUGUUAUUGUAUUUCUGAUCAAGUAAUUGCUGUCCAAAACAAAUCUUAACAACCCCAAACUUUUCAAUGGCAAUGUACAAACUACAUUAGUCAAAAUGUGCAGUAUAAAACCAGUAUAAAAACAGUAUUUCAGUCAGAAUAUACUGACUGAAAUACUGCCUCCCAUAAUGCAAUGCGCUUCACUUGAAUUUUCAUUUCCAGUGUGAUGAAUGAACCCGAAGCAAUUUCUCCCACAAAUUUUAACAUCCUUAGUUUUUUUUUUUGUUUUUAAAACAAUUGGAUUUAAACAGGCAAAAGAAUAAUUUUCAUUUCCGAGAUGAUUGCAAAUGCAACACAGUGAGGUCAGAUGACAAUUUUUUUUAAAUGCAUAUUGUUGCA